CGCGCUCUGCACCUGGGCGCUGCGCCGCGCGCGCGCCCGAAUGGACCGAUUACGACUGCGUGAUGAUCAGCACCAGGGUGGUUUCUUCGGCGCAGGCUGUGUUGGCCACCGGGUCGGGGAUCGCCAUCAUCCGCUCCUGUAAGAACGUGGUCUCCGACAGGCACUGGCUUGCCCAAGAAUAUGUCUGGUUUUUGAUUCCAUAUAUGGUCUACGACAUCUACGCCAUGUACCUUUGUGACUGGUACCGAAUCAAAGAACAGAACCGCAGACACUCCCUCAUCAUUUUUCGAAACUUCCUAAGUAAAAACCGCCUCAUGAUCACGCACCAUGUGGCCAUUCUGUUGGUCCUUGUGCCAAUUGCACAGAGGUUUAGGGGAGAGCUGGGGGACUUCUUCGUUGGCUGCAUCUUCACGGCAGAACUGAGCACUCCAUUUGUGUCGCUGGGCAAAAUUCUGAUUCAGCUAAAGAAGCAGCACACCCUUCUGUACAAGGUGAACGGAAUCCUCACGCUGACCACCUUCUUUUCCUGUCGGAUCCUUCUUUUCCUCUUCAUGUAUUGGUCCUAUGCCAAACAGAAGGACAUAAGCCUGUUCCAAGUGCCAUUCAGGAUCCCUGUCUUCUGCAAUGUGGCCAAUGCCUUCCUCAUCGCUCCCCAGCUCUACUGGUUCUCUCUGCUGUGCAAGAAGGCAGUCGGGCUCUUUGACACUCCCCCAGCCGAAAAGGAUGGAUAAGUGCUCCCAGGAGUCAGGCAGUGAGGGUGCCUCUUCAUACUAGCUGCCUCUUUCACUCAGUAUUCCACGGACCAAAUUGUGCCCUGGAUGGCCUCAGCCUUUUGGGUAUUGAUAAGUAGAUGGGUAUUGAGUUUUUCUAAAGAAUAUUCGUAUUACCUCCCACUUCUAACCUGCCCCUUUUGCAAAAGCACUUUUUGUAAUAACUAUUGGAUCCUGUCAGACCUCCAUUGGCAGCAAGGUGGUUUUGCCCAAUGAUCCUUCCUUGGGUCUUAUCUCAAGGGCUCUGGGAGGUAGAAGCAUGGGGUGUGGAGACAGGUGGACCAGGAUAAGUCCCUGGGCACCUAACUGGCCCUAAUAUUGGUGGCUACCCACCUUUCCAAACACUCAGGGCAAUAUCCACAUAUACUGGGCCAGCAGAAAGUGAUGACUUGGUUCUUGAAAUAAUUUCUUAUGUUGGCCUGGGGAAACCAUUGUGGGUAGGUAGCUUUUCAUUGUUUACUAGAUAAUCCACUGCCUCAUCCAUGUGCCAACAUUGAAUUCUUGUCAUCUGACUUCCAAUCAGAAGUCUCAUUAGUGAGGGUCGGCGUGGCAGGAGGCAGGGAUGGGAACCUGAAGCGCUUGAGGAGGUAAAAGAGGUCUGCAUCUUUGCAGGCUGACUGUAAGAUCAGUGUCAAAGUUGUGAGUUUGUUGUCAACAGUCACAAAUACCGUUCCCUUUUUGGCAUGUCCUUCCCAGCCCAGCUUUCCCCAUAUCCACACACACACAGGAUGCUCUUGUUAAAAACUAUAGUGGUAGAGUGAAAAGAUGGCUACCAAGCUAUUUAUUAGUAACCCCACUCUUUGACACUGUCUUUUUCACAUGAAGUGGAAAUGGAGUUCUAUAUUCCAAACCAUGAGAAGUCGCAUCUAGACUGCCUCCUAACAGAGCUUGUGGCCAAAAGCCUGUUCCCAUUGAGUGCACCACCAUUUAGCCACAGAAGGCUGGAGAGCAAGAGUGCAAGACAGCCCUGGCCAAAAUAUGUCCUGUGAACUGACUCCUUCACUACCAUUUGCAAAUGGGAUUCUCUGGUGCCAACACUAAUCAUUCCUUAUCAACUAGGAUGGGUCUUAGAAACUGCUACCAUGAAUUUUUUUUCAGGUGGUAGUGAGAAGCUAGGUUUUAAAAAGUGCCUUUUGAUUCAUUGUUGUCCAUUAACUUUUAAAGUACUGCAUAUGUACCAGUGACUCAAAUGUUGACUAUUUCAGUCUUUAAUGGGUGCCAUUUUAAAAAUGCAAAAUGAUAUAUUUUUUUUUACUGGUUUGUUCACUGUCAGUGUAUCUUGCAUAAAUCACCCCUGUGGUGAUUAAAUUGCACUAAUAUUUCCCAACUUACUCUCAUUUGUGAAAUAUAUCAAUACCGACUUCCUGUAAGACCCAUCCAUGACCUGACUUGGCUGGCUGCUGUGUGGUAUUGUUUCUGGUCUGUGUUCAUAUCCAUGUAACUCGCAAAGCUGGGGGGUUGAGGGGAGGGGAAUGUGUUAGUGCUUUCAGCCUCCAGGAAGGCCUACCUCAAACCUUACUCUAACACUGUUUCUGAUUCAUGGUUCCUGUAUACUAAGCAUGUCAAACUCUCAGCCUGCGGCCCACAUGCCUCAUUUAUUUGGCCUGUGUUAGCCUUUGAGUUUGACAUGUUUGCUGUACACUGUAGGGUCCCAGAGUUCAAGCCUAGUGGUCAUGUAAUUUUAGGCCCUUUUUUCUUUCUAGGUGAAUUUCAAUUAGGAGUUGGGAGGGUAGAAACCCAAUUGUAGGCCACAGAGCUAGCCCACUUCAGGUGGGGGAGGGAACCUGAAUAAGGCCCCAUUUUGAAAGAGGGCCUGGGUGUGAAGGAGGUAUUGGGAUAUCUCCUUUUCCCUUUCUUGCCUCCCAAAUUAAAUGUCUCAGCAACCAGCA
Molecule: messenger RNA, 2659 nt
Organism: Myotis lucifugus (little brown bat)
Lineage: Eukaryota; Metazoa; Chordata; Mammalia; Chiroptera; Vespertilionidae
Gene: TLCD3A
Product: family with sequence similarity 57 member A
Exons: 5
Coding region: 63-731 (222 amino acids)
Biological process (GO): lipid homeostasis
Cellular component (GO): endoplasmic reticulum; membrane
Source: RefSeq, a predicted model, not a curated record